Messenger RNA from Ascochyta rabiei, 1587 nucleotides. RefSeq names its product Rhamnogalacturonan endolyase. Gene Ontology annotation, molecular function: carbohydrate binding; carbon-oxygen lyase activity, acting on polysaccharides. The coding region runs from base 1 to 1587 and encodes 528 amino acids. The transcript is spliced from 3 exons. NCBI's taxonomy places the organism in Eukaryota, Fungi, Ascomycota, Dothideomycetes, Pleosporales, Didymellaceae. Gene Ontology annotation, biological process: pectin catabolic process. The record is from RefSeq and is a predicted model, not a curated record.
AUGUUUCUCAAAUCUGCUCUCCUGGCUGCGGCCACCCUUUCGUCUUCGGUGCUGGCCGCCUUCGGUGUUACCAAGUCUGGUGACGACUUUGUCGUCGAUGCCGGCUCAAGCAACGCGUUGGUAUUUACAGUCAACGGCAAGAACUGCGACAUCACUUCAAUCAAGUACCUAGGCGAGGAGUUUCAGUAUGCCUCAAAGGGAUCACACAUUUCUUCCGGUCUUGGAUCUGCCACAGUCCAGUCUGCAAUCAUCGGCACUACCGCCAAAAUCACCUGCACGACCUCAACUCUAACCCACUAUUAUGUGGUUAAGUCUGGCGAAUCGACUAUCUACAUGGCCACUUACACCACUGCCGAACCAGACAUUGGUGAGCUGCGCUUCAUCGCUCGUCUCAACCCCAACACAUUGCCUUCGGAAUACCCCUUCGGUGUUGUAUCGACCACUGCUGGCUCGAGCUCGGCUGUUGAGGGUUCGGACGUGUUUGUUGUCGAUGGCCAGACCCGCUCGAAGUUUUACUCUAGCGAGCGGCACAUUGAUGACUCCAGGCAAUGCGUCUACCGUGGAGAAGACGUUCACGUUUGCAUGCUGCUCAACACUCAGUCGUAUGAGGGUUCUUCUGGUGGACCUUUCCAUCGUGACAUCAACUCGAACAAUGCCGGCGACUCGACCAACUUGUACUUCUACAUGAACUCCAAUCACGUACAGACUGAGAAAUAUCGCAUGGGUCUUCAUGGCCCGUACGCAAUGGCAUUCACUCGCAGCGGUAUCCCAUCCGGUGGCUCAUCACUCGACACAUCUUUCUUCAAAGACCUCUCCAUCACCGGAUACGUCGCCGACUCUGACCGUGGAAAGGUUUCGGGUACUGCGACUGGCGUUGGCUCCAGCUUCCAAACAGUUCUGCAUUGGUACAAUGAUGACGCACAGUACUGGGUGUACGCCGACAGCGCUGGCAAGUUCACCUCGCCUUCGAUGAAGCCCGGAACAUACACACAGGUCCUGUAUCAGGGCGAAUUUAAGGUCAAGGCUGCAAGCGUCACUGUCAAUGCCGGUACAACUAACACCGCUAACAUCGCCGCCGAUGCCGAGACCAAGACGUCUGUCUGGCGAAUUGGCGAAUGGGACGGCUCACCUAAGGGCUUCAGAAAUGCCGCCAACCAGCUGCGUAUGCAUCCCUCGGACUCCCGUAUGGAGUCCUGGGGCUCGCAGACCUAUACCGUCGGCUCUAGUAGCCUAGGCAAUGUCCCCAUGGCCCUCAUCAAGGGCACGAAUCAACUCACCAUCGAAUUUACCGGCGCCACUGGCUCAACUCUUCGCGUCGGAACUACACUUGCAUUCGCUGGCUGUCGUCCAUCGGUCGUGGUAAACUCAUGGACGGCUGCUACGCCCGCUGCGCCGACAAAGAUUGACUCCAGAGGUCUCACACGUGGUGCGUACCGUGGGUUCGGUGAGGUGUAUGACUUUGCGAUCCCUGCUGGUACCUUGACAAGUGGAUCCAACACCAUCACUAUUACUUGCACCAGCGGAAGUGCCGGUGACGGCUUCCUCGCGCCGAAUGUCAUCCUCGAUGCGAUAGAGUUGUUCGAGUAA